Messenger RNA from Brassica oleracea var. oleracea, 1697 nucleotides. RefSeq lists its product as uncharacterized. Bases 70 to 1452 code for a protein of 460 amino acids. The record is from RefSeq and is a predicted model, not a curated record. The transcript has a single exon. Lineage: Eukaryota; Viridiplantae; Streptophyta; Magnoliopsida; Brassicales; Brassicaceae.
AAAGCGAUAACCAAACGGUUAUUUUUUCUUUGGUUUCUCACCACCGUUGAGGUGGUUGAUGAUGACUCCAUGGACAUCGGAGCAGUUAUUUCAUGCGACCGACCCACGAUGCCAGUAAUCUCCAUGAUAGACACCAUGUCUACUCGUGAUGAAGUGGGUAGAAGGAAGUUAUCUUCCUCUAUUUAUAAAAAGGACGAAGCAAGUUCUGAUUUCAUUCACACUUUACUCGCAAACCUAAUCUCUUUCUGUUGGAGAUUCUUCAUCUUUCUGACUCUAAUGGCGGACAAUUUGCGUCGUGCGCUACAAGACAUUGAUCUGGGUAUCAACGAUGCCCCUUUUGUUCUUCCUACCGAGGUCGUUCGUCAAGCAGAGGAGGAAAAUCGUUUCAUCCUAAUUGGAAGACCAGUCAUGCCGCGACGACAAAACCUGAGGGCAAUCGUUGCCACAAUGCCCCGCAAUUGGGGUUUUGAAGGCACGGUGAGGGGUCGUAUGAUUGAGGGAAGAAGAUUUCAAUUCGUCUUCCCAUCUGAGGAGGCUCUGGAUACAGUGAUUCGAAGAGGUCCGUGGACUUUUUCUGAUAGGAUGCUGGUGCUUCAACGCUGGACUCCACUAAUGGAUCUGGAUCUGCUCAAUUACAUCCCUUUCUGGAUCCAAGUAAGGGGUAUCCCUUUUCAAUACAUGAAUCGGGAAGUCAUUCUCCACAAUGCGAGAUCCAUGAAUCAACAAUACAUCCAAAUGAAGUAUAACAAGGAAAAUGGCCAACGUCUGGAGUUUGUAAAGAUCAGACUCAACUGGAACAUUGCUCAUCCUCUACGCUUUCAGCGAAACUACCAGUUCACUGCGGGAGUCAACACAGUCUUGAAGUUUCAAUAUGAGCGCCUUAGAGGUUUCUGUGAGGCAUGUGGGAUGAUCACACAUGAUUCAGGAGCUUGUCUCAUCAACAAUGGUGAUCCUGGGAAUGAUGGUGAUGAUGACGAUAGCGAUGAUGAUGGAGAAGGAGACAUUCCAAUACCCAACCAAGGUGUCAUCAUCGCAGAAAAUGAAGAAGAAGAUGACCAGGCUAAAGAUGGUGAUGCUGACGAGGAGAAUCAGGAAGCAUAUGAGAGCAACAUUGCUGCAAUGGAGGAGGAAGCUGACGAUGAGGAUUUCUGGACCAACAAUGCGAUGAGAACUAUGUAUACGGAUGAUGUGAUCUCAGAGGAAAUGCAUAAUCCAAUUGAUCCCUUUGGUCUAAAAGAACAAGCAGCAUCUACGCUCAAGCGCAAGACGUGGCUUUCAGACACGAAUGGUCAGACUCCAAUGUUCAACAAGCGGGAGAGAGGUGAAACAAGUCAAGGAAGUAAGCUACAGAGAGUUGAGGAGUCUUCAGAGUCUGAUGACACAGAGCCAGCUGAGGAUGGCAACAAAAAAGUGGGAGGUGCGGUGGGCCCUGAACCACCUCUUCCACCAUGAAGACAGCCUGCUGGAACUGUCGAGGUCUAGGCAAUGACUCGACAGUUCGACGCCUCAAGGAGAUAGAUCGGAAAUAUCUCAUGGACAUUAUAUGCCUUACCGAAACAAAGCAGCAGGACGAUGUCAUUAGAGACGUGGGAGCUCAGUUAGAUUGCUUGAAUUAUGUGUAUGUUCCUCCAGUAGGUCUUAGUGGUGGCUUGGUUGUGUACUGGAAGUCUCAUGUACAGUUGCAAGUCUUGUUUCAG